GCUACAACUGACUCCCUAUAAUUGUAAUAUUUGGCAUUGCAAAUGCUAUGGUGUUUUUAAUGAGCAAGACUGAAGAUAGUGACUUCCCCUUUGCCAGACAGAUACAAAGCAUUGGAUGGGCUGAGCGUUGUUUGCUGCUGACUUCCUCGAAAUUACAGGCAAAUCAACAAGAAACACUGCAUCCUUUGCAAGCGGUUGGUCAUUUUCUCUGCUCUCAAUCUCUCUAUAAAUACUUUGGAUUAUGGAAAGAAUGACUCUUUGAUAAAAACUACUUUAUACAAUUGCUCAGGGAAUUCUUGAUCAGAUAAUGGGAGAAGAAACCGAAAAACUGGAGGCCGUAAAAAACAUUUGUG
Gilbertella persicaria is the source of this 353-nucleotide messenger RNA. RefSeq lists its product as uncharacterized. The transcript has a single exon. The coding region runs from base 48 to 254 and encodes 68 amino acids. Lineage: Eukaryota; Fungi; Mucoromycota; Mucoromycetes; Mucorales; Choanephoraceae. The record is from RefSeq and is a predicted model, not a curated record.